AUUCUGUCAAAAAGCGAUUCUUGACGUUUUGUUGGUGACCCGUUGCUGUUUGAGGUUAUAAUAAUCGAAAUAUUUACUUUACUUAUUUCUUGCUCAUUUUUACAAGAACAAUAGACAACAUUUCAUGAUGAUGGCCGCACCUCCACAGGCACUUGUUAACCGUAACAAGAAACAUUUUCUGGGAGUCCCUGCACCACUAGGUUAUGUUGCUGGUGUUGGUAGAGGUGCUACAGGAUUUACGACACGAUCAGAUAUCGGUCCAGCCAGAGAUGCUAAUGAUGUUUCGGAUGAUCGACAUGCACCUCCCGCUGCCAAACGAACGAAAAAGAAAGAAGAAGAGGAAGAGAAAGAAGAAGAAGAAGAUUUGAAUGACUCAAAUUAUGAUGAAUUUAGUGGAUAUGGAGGGUCACUAUUUUCCAAGGAUCCAUAUGAUAAGGAUGAUGCUGAAGCGGAUGCAAUUUAUGAAGCCAUUGAUAAAAGGAUGGAUGAGAAACGUAAAGAAUAUAGGGAGAAACGUUUACGGGAGGAAUUGGAGAAAUAUCGACAGGAAAGGCCAAAAAUUCAGCAACAGUUCUCCGACUUAAAACGUGAUCUCAGUAACGUGAGCGAAGACGAAUGGAGAAACGUUCCCGAGGUGGGAGAUGCACGUAAUAGAAAACAGCGGAAUCCUCGAGCCGAAAAAUUUACGCCGUUGCCAGACAGUGUAUUGUCCAGAAACUUUGGAGGUGAAUCGACCAACACCAUAGACCCAUCGUCGGGAUUAGCAAGCAUGGUACCAGGAGUGACAACUCCAGGAAUGCUUACUCCCACCGGCGACAUGGACUUGCGAAAAAUCGGUCAAGCUCGCAAUACCCUCAUGAACGUAAAAUUGUCCCAAGUUUCUGAUUCGGUGACUGGACAGACUGUUGUCGAUCCCAAGGGUUACCUGACAGACCUUCAAUCAAUGAUCCCAACCUACGGUGGCGACAUUAACGACAUAAAGAAGGCUAGAUUGUUACUUAAGUCUGUUCGUGAAACCAAUCCUAAUCAUCCGCCUGCUUGGAUUGCUAGUGCCCGAUUGGAGGAAGUUACAGGAAAGGUUCAAGCUGCAAGGAACUUGAUAAUGAAAGGUUGUGAAGUCAACCCUCAUAGCGAGGAUUUGUGGUUGGAAGCAGCCAGAAUAAAUCCCUCUGAUACAGCUAGAGCUGUCAUUGCCCAAGCUGCUAGACAUAUUCCUACUUCAGUUAGAAUAUGGAUCAAAGCUGCCGAUAUUGAAAUAGAAACUAAAGCGAAGAGACGUGUUUAUAGAAAAGCUUUAGAACAUAUACCAAAUUCCGUCAGGUUAUGGAAGGCUGCUGUGGAGUUAGAAAAUCCAGAAGAUGCGAGAAUAUUACUUUCCAGAGCUGUAGAGUGCUGUCCGACUGCUGUAGAAUUGUGGCUUGCUUUAGCGCGUCUAGAAACAUACGAGAAUGCUAGGAAGGUGUUGAACAAGGCUAGGGAGAAUAUUCCAACAGAUAAGCAAAUCUGGACUACAGCUGCAAAAUUGGAAGAAGCCAAUGGAAAUCAUCACAUGGUUGAAAAGAUUAUUGAAAGAGCGAUCACGUCAUUGAGUUCUAAUGGUGUAGAGAUCAAUAGAGAGCAUUGGUUCAAAGAAGCUAUAGAGAGUGAGAAAGGGGGUCAUGUCCAUUGCUGUAGAGCAAUUGUUAAAGCUAUCAUUAGUUAUGGAGUGGAACCUGAAGACCAAAAGCACACAUGGAUUGAAGACGCCGAAAAUUGUAUUACUCAAGGAGCCUACGAGUGCGCUCGAUCCGUCUACAACCAUGCCCUUGCUACCUUCCCUGGAAAGAAAUCCAUAUGGCUUCGAGCUGCCUACUUAGAGAAAAAUCACGGAACUCGAGAAAGCUUAGAGGGCUUACUACAAAGAGCUGUAGCUCAUUGCCCAAAAAGCGAAAUUUUGUGGUUAAUGGGAGCUAAAAGUAAAUGGUUGGCUGGAGAUGUUCCAGCAGCUAGAGGGAUUUUAGCUUUGGCUUUCCAAGCUAACCCCAACAGCGAAGAAAUCUGGCUUGCUGCAGUCAAGUUGGAAUCUGAAAACCGUGAAUAUGAAAGGGCAAGAAGGCUGCUGGCGAAGGCCAGAGGCUCUGCGCCCACGCCCAGAGUCAUGAUGAAAAGCGCAAAACUAGAAUGGUCCCUAAAUGAUCUCAAAGCGGCACAGAAAUUAUUAGAAGAGGCUUUGAAGGUCUUCCCAGAUUUUCCGAAAUUGUGGAUGAUGACUGGGCAGAUUUAUGAACAAGAAAACGAACUCUCUAAAGCUUUUGAUACAUAUAAUGCUGGGAUAAAAAAGUGUCCCAACUCCAUUCCUCUGUGGGUGUUGUUGUCUAAAUUGGAGGAGAAACGAGGACUCUUAAUCAAAGCAAGAUCCGUUUUAGAGAAGGCUCGCCUCAAAAAUCCCAAAAACGACAUGCUGUGGCUGGAAGCAAUAAGAAUUGAACUCAGAGCUGGAAUGAAGGACAUCGCAAAUGCAAUGAUGGCCAAAGCAUUGCAGGAGUGUGCGACGUCAGGACCUUUGUGGUCUGAAUCAGUUUUCAUGGAAGCUAGACCAUCACGAAAAACCAGAUCGGUGGAUGCCCUUAAAAAAUGCGAGCACGAUCCCCAUGUACUUCUUGCCGUUAGCAAGUUAUUCUGGUCGGAACGAAAAAUUAGUAAAUGCAGAGAAUGGUUUCAGAGGACUUUAAAGAUAGAUGCCGAUUUAGGUGACGCGUGGGCUUAUUGGUACAGGUUUGAACAACUUCAUGGCACACCUGAACAACAAGAAGAAGUUAAACAAAGGUGUUUAGCAGCAGAGCCGCAUCAUGGAGAGCUUUGGUGUUCAGUUUCUAAAGACAUUAAAAAUGUGGGGCUUAAUACGGAGCAGAUCUUAUCAACAGUGGCUAAAGAAGUGGUCAUACCUGUUUAAGCUAGAAUCUUGUGUUGAUGUGUCAAACGUCGUUAGACACAGAAUUUUUUUUAAUUGGGUGAUCUUUACAGACGUGGAUGUAGAUAUUAAGAAAAUACUUAACAUAAAAUAAUUAUAGAUUGUUCCCAAAAGAAAUAUAAAUAUAUGUGUAGGUUUUU
Molecule: messenger RNA, 3090 nt
Organism: Zophobas morio
Lineage: Eukaryota; Metazoa; Arthropoda; Insecta; Coleoptera; Tenebrionidae
Gene: Prp6
Product: pre-mRNA-processing factor 6
Exons: 8
Coding region: 125-2932 (935 amino acids)
Biological process (GO): spliceosomal tri-snRNP complex assembly; mRNA splicing, via spliceosome
Cellular component (GO): U4/U6 x U5 tri-snRNP complex; catalytic step 2 spliceosome
Molecular function (GO): protein binding
Source: RefSeq, a predicted model, not a curated record